Osmia bicornis bicornis is the source of this 8113-nucleotide messenger RNA. It is a transcript of the gene Mdr49, whose product is annotated as multidrug resistance protein homolog 49. The record is from RefSeq and is a predicted model, not a curated record. Gene Ontology annotation, molecular function: ATP hydrolysis activity; ABC-type transporter activity; ATP binding. Gene Ontology annotation, biological process: transmembrane transport. Gene Ontology annotation, cellular component: membrane. The coding region runs from base 1190 to 5230 and encodes 1346 amino acids. The transcript is spliced from 19 exons. Lineage: Eukaryota; Metazoa; Arthropoda; Insecta; Hymenoptera; Megachilidae.
CAGUGUAAAUCGGCCUUCUGUCCGUAACGUGUCGAACGUCGAGCCAGGCCGAUUUUUCGCAGUGUCACACUGCGUUUCGUUUACAAACACGUUUCGCGACCGGACGAGAGAUCGACUCGGUUGCGCGACAGUGUACGGGGUCAUUUGUUGACGCACCAUUGAAAAUAUACGGGAACAACAGGGAUAAAGGAAAGGAAAGGCUACUGUGCUGGUUAAUGGCUGCCAGGGUCGUCGGCUAGAGGCCGUGUCACCAAGUUUCCAGCUGCCAGCGCGCGAAAACAGCCUGUACCCGAUGAGUGUUAGAUCGGUGGCCGGUCACAUGGUGAAGCAGAGGAGGUUCAUCGGCAACACGAAUAACAAGAUGAUCAACAUACGAGAAUAUUUAUAGGCAUUUUUAGGCGAACCAUACGUGUGUCUCGAAUUCGUGUUGAACAAAGAGAGAAUAAAAGAUAUUGUUACUGCAUCGAUCUGCGUGCAGUUCGAGGGAAGGUGCGCAGAAAUCGAGCCAGGACGACGGUAACCGGUCACGGUAUCGAGAGCCGACCGAUUGUAAAACGUGUACUGCCAGGUAUAUCCGGAGUGAAUGUAAAAUAAACGAUCUAUCCAGAUAGAUAUUUCAGAGGACGACAGGAGCGGCUACGCGUUCCUCUAGCUAUGGUCAGACUGACACGACCUGAUUUCCUGUUUUACGUAACACCCAAGAGAUGUUUGAUUUUCACGCCUAGAUAUACAAUUCAUCGAGAUUUCAAGGAUCGAAUUUAGAAAGCCUACCAUAGAAGCGUGUUAAUGAUAUAUGUAUUCUAACGCGGCUGAUCAUUUUUGAAAAAUAGAAGAAGCCUGUUUAACAGGAGAAACAUGAAUUCACUGUAACACGCACAUUGAACGAUCCAAAGUUGAUGUAGACGUCUUGUAUCGGCAGUGAAACCGUGCUUUGUUACAUAGGUUUUUCUUUUAGGUUUUCAGCGAAUUAAUUAAAAAGGCAAAUCAAAGUAAACCAGUGAUAUUUUUUACUAAAUAUUAUUCUUCCAUAAAACUGAAGGGAUUAUCGAACGUAUAAUAGAGAAGAAAUCGUAGAAAGAGACUUAUAAAAAAAAUAAUCAAGAAGAUUUUUAUAAUUUAUUUCUUUACGACUCGAGGCGCCGUCAUCGGCAGAAUUUCUUCAAAAUGAGUUGUUAAUUAAGAAUGCGCGAUGACACGGCGAAUUUAUCAGUGGACAGCAAACGACCCGCGCGAGAAGGCGCAGGGUAUGGAAAUGGAACCCCAAAAAACAAACUCUCACCGCCAGGAAAAAAUAUUCUUGAAGUACAAGCUCCAAGACGUGGAGAAGGAUAAAGAGGAAACUGAGUAUAUGCUACAAGAGAAUGGCAAACCGAUCGAAUUCGUGCCACCGCAAACGAAGGAGGACGAUAAACCGGCCCCGGUCGAGCCAUCCUUACCGCCUGUGCCUUAUUACAAGCUCUUUCGAUUUGCAACAUGCGGGGAGCUGAUGUUGAUAUUCGGUGGCCUGAUCAUGGGGACAUUGACAGGCCUUUGCAUCCCGAUCUCGACCAUUCAGUACGGAGAAUUCACCACGUUGCUGGUGGAUCGUAACAUGGUGAAUCAAACGAGCACGCCGACACUCAUCAUGAAGUGGUUCGGAGGAGGAAAGGUCUUGGCACCUAACGCGACUUACGAAGAAAGGAUGGCUGCGCUUUACGACGACUCGGUGGCCUUUGGCAUAUCCUCCGCGACGCUGUCUUGCUUCCAAUUUGUCUUCGCCGUGUUCACGGUCGACUUGUUAAACAUCGCAGCUUUCAGACAAAUAGCGAGAGUACGGAAGAUGUUUCUGCGAUCAGUUCUCAGGCAAGACAUGACAUGGUACGACAUCAACACGUCGACCAAUUUCGCCAGCAGGAUCACAGAGGACUUGGACAAAAUGAAGGACGGUAUCAGCGAGAAGCUCGGAGUGUUCACCUACUUAAUGGUUUCGUUCAUCUCGUCGAUCAUUAUCUCGUUCGUUUACGGUUGGAAAUUAACGCUUGUAGUGCUGAGUUGUGCACCGAUCAUCGUGAUUGCCACUGCGGUGGUAGCGAAAGUUCAAAGUUCCUUGACAGCCCAAGAAUUGUCUGCUUACGGCCAAGCUGGCAGCGUAGCCGAAGAGGUAUUGGGGGCCAUUAGGACGGUGAUUGCGUUCAAUGGCGAACAGAAGGAAGUGGACAGAUACGCGGAGAAGCUUGUGCCGGCUGAGAGAACCGGGAUAAGACGUGGAAUGUGGUCUGGAGUUGGUGGAGGUGUGAUGUGGUUCAUCAUAUACCUCAGCUACGCCAUUGCCUUUUGGUACGGUGUCCAGUUGAUUCUGGAGGACAGGCCAAAGGAAGUGAAAGAAUACACACCGGCUGUGUUGGUGAUCGUGUUUUUCGGUGUGUUGGCUGGUGCACAGAACAUGGGUCUAACGUCGCCUCAUCUCGAGGCGUUCGCGGUCGCUAGAGGUUCGGCUGCGGCGAUCUUCCAGGUCCUCGAUCACGUGCCAUCGAUCGACAGUUUGAGCAAAGAAGGCAUGAAACUUCCAUCCGUCACCGGAGAGAUCGAGUUCAAGAACGUGCAUUUCCAGUAUCCCGCACGAAAGGACGUGAAGGUGCUUCAAGGCUUAAAUCUGAAGAUCAAUCACGGGGAGACCGUGGCCCUUGUCGGUGGAUCAGGCUGCGGAAAGUCCACCUGUCUGCAACUCAUUCAAAGACUCUACGAUCCGCACAAAGGGCAGGUUCUGUUAGAUGGUGUGGACAUAUCGAAGCUGAAUGUUCAGUGGCUACGCUCUUAUAUAGGCGUGGUCGGCCAAGAACCAGUGCUCUUUGACACAACGAUACGAGAGAACAUCCGGUACGGAAAUGACAGCAUUACCGAGGAGGAGAUGAUCAAAGCGUCGAAGGAAGCGAAUGCUCAUGACUUCAUCAGCAAACUGCCUGAGGCUUACGACAGUCCCGUGGGAGAAAGAGGAUCGCAGUUGUCCGGUGGACAGAAGCAGAGGAUCGCGAUCGCCCGUGCCCUGGUUAAAAGACCGGCCAUACUUUUAUUGGACGAAGCCACGUCAGCCUUGGAUCUCCACAGUGAAGCUACGGUGCAAAGGGCUCUAGACGCGGCUGCCAAGGGCAGAACCACCGUCGUAGUAACCCACAGAUUAUCGACGAUCACUAACGCUGACAGAAUAAUAUUCAUUAAGGACGGACAGGUCGUGGAAGAGGGUACCCACGAAGAGUUACUUGCCCUGAAGCAACAUUACUACGGAUUGGUCUCUGCCGAUGCCAGUGCAACUGCCAGAGCCAAAGCGACAGCGUCGGCCGCAAAGACGGUGACCGCCGCCAUCCCGAAACAACAAAAGCCACCGCUAAAGAGACAAUUCUCCACUCUGUCGAUGCAUUCUCAUCGUCUGUCCCUGGCGGGCGCAUCCGAGAGCUCGAUAAAUCAAUUGGAGGAACACGAGAAACCAUACGAUGCACCAAUGAUGAGGAUAUUCGGACUGAACAAACCAGAAUGGCCUUUCAACAUAGUUGGAUGUCUAGCUGCAGCCAUGGUAGGCGCAUCCUUCCCAGCCUUCGCAGUCUUGUUCGGUGAAGUGUACUACGUGUUGGGUCUUCAAGAUGCGGACGAAAUACGUCGCGAGACGGUCAACUUCUCCAUCCUGUUCCUGGUUGUCGGUAUAGUAACCGGCGUCGGCAGUUUCCUGCAGAUGUACAUGUUCGGUCUAGCCGGUGUACGUAUGACGACAAGGAUCAGAAGAAUGACGUUCGCCGCGAUGUUGAAGCAAGAGAUGGGCUGGUACGACGAAGACUCGAACAGCGUGGGUGCUCUGUGCGCUCGAUUGUCGUCGGACGCUGGCGCGGUGCAAGGUGCAACGGGUACCCGAGUCGGUGCGAUUCUUCAGGCUAUGUCCACGUUGGUACUCGGUAUCGGUCUGUCCAUGUACUACACCUGGAAGAUGACAUUGGUGUCGGUGGUUUCGAUACCGCUGGUACUAGGCGCUGUCUUCUUUGAGGCCAGAGUGAUGAGCGGUCAGGGUUUACAAGAGAAGAAGAAGAUGGAGGCGGCUACCAGGAUCGCCAUAGAAGCCAUUUCGAACAUACGAACCGUCGCUAGUCUGGGUAAAGAAGAAGCCUUCCUGCAACGUUACUGCGUCGAGUUGGAUCACGUUGCUAAAGCGACCAGAAUCAGGAACAGAUUAAGAGGCUUGGUGUUCUCGUGCGGACAAACCACACCAUUCUUCGGCUACGCUUUGAGUCUUUAUUACGGAGGCUCGUUAGUGGCUACGGAGGGUCUCAGCUAUCAGGACGUGAUCAAAGUGUCCGAGGCGUUGAUUUUCGGUUCUUGGAUGUUGGGCCAAGCCUUGGCGUUCGCGCCCAACUUCAACACAGCAAAGAUUUCCGCUGGUAGGAUAUUCAAACUGCUGGACAGGGUACCAGAGAUCACUUCGCCGCCGGAUUCGGAAGACAAAGAUCUGGACUGGAAAGCGGAAGGCCUGAUUCAGUUCUCGAAAGUCGAGUUCCAUUACCCAACACGGUCAGAGAUGUCCAUUCUGCAAGGGCUGAAUCUAAUAGUGAAGCCAGGCCAGAUGGUCGCCUUGGUGGGUCAAAGUGGAUGCGGAAAGUCCACCUGCAUCCAACUCUUGCAACGAUUGUACGAUCCAAUUUCCGGGACCGUGACCAUGGAUCGUCGCGAUAUCUCGUCGGUGUCGCUGCGCAAUCUCAGGUCUCAGCUCGGUGUGGUCGGUCAGGAACCGGUACUAUUCGACAGGACGAUCGCGCAGAACAUUGCCUACGGUGAUAAUUCUCGGGUCGUUACGAUGGACGAGGUGAUGGACGCCGCCAGGAAGUCGAACAUCCACAGUUUCGUCAGCUCUCUACCAUUAGGGUAUGAUACUAGGUUAGGAUCUAAGGGUACGCAAUUGUCCGGAGGACAGAAGCAACGUAUCGCGAUAGCUCGAGCUUUGGUGAGAAAUCCUCGUGUCCUGCUGCUGGAUGAAGCCACAUCUGCCCUCGACACCCAGAGCGAACAGGUGGUACAAGCAGCCUUGGACAAAGCGAUGGAGGGUAGAACUUGCAUCACCAUAGCGCAUCGUCUGGCCACCAUAAGGAACGCUGACGUGAUAUGCGUGCUGGAGAAGGGAACCGUCGCCGAGAUGGGUACUCACGACGACUUAAUAGCUGCGGACGGUCUGUACGCUCAUCUUCACGCCCUUCAGGAAGCCGCGAUGGAGUAAACGCCGAGGCAGCGUGCAAUCGCGUCGUCUAAACGACGCUCCUCUCGAGUCGACGAGCUCGUACGAACGGAACAUUUUCGUCAAACAGACGAAAUCAGUUUCGGCGGCCUGUAGCCGCGACAAGGAGGAUGAUAAAAAGUCGCUCGAGCGAUUUCCAAGAAGAGUAGUUACAGAUUUCUUGAUGAAACUCGCGCCAAAACGGCUCCCCGUAAAUUUUUAACUGACUCUCGUUUAUCGUACACUUCGUUCACCGAUAGUUUUUCACCGUUUUAUUUAUGCGUUAUCGUUGCAGUCUCUUCUCCGCGACGGAAGAAGGAAGUCGAAAAAAGAGAUGACGGAUUUUUCUCUCUCUCUGGUAGCGAAUACAUUUUUAGUCUGGCUCUACGAGAACUCGGAAGAUAACAAAAUUUAUUCAUCACGUAAAUUCAGAUUUUUGAUCUUCGAAAUAAUUUUCGAUUAAAAUUGCAAAACAUCGGCUCAUCUCGCACCCCUAAUUCUUUAGCUAUCGCCGGUGUUUCCUUUGAACCGUGCCAGGGUUCGCUUCGAGAAUGGGAAACUGCCGUUCGUCGACAGAACCUACGGCACAGACGCGUGUCGGAUCAUUAUUGCCUCUUCCUAUUUCGCACGCCAGUUACGUAACGAUCCAAUGAACGAUAAAACGCGUCGUUCACUGUAAUGUCGCCAUAAUGGAUACUGGCGCUGUUUCCUCUGGAACGAUACCGUUUUUUGUCUUCAUUUCACCUUUACCUGUCUCUUUAUUGAAAGACACAACGAAGAGAACGUUAUAGAGAGAUAACGAACCAAGAUGGGGGGGAAAGUAGAAAAGGGAAACGAUAUUCCAUAGGCUCGAUUAAACACGCGAAAAGAAAGAGGACCCAAUGGGUGGCACAGAUGUUUAGCGAGAACAACGAUACCGGGCGCGACGACGCAAUGCUGUCUUUUUCGUCGCCGAUCUUGUCCAACGACGUCCCAUGAAAUAUUUAUGAGCCUCUAUUUUAUUCCCUUGCUACAAUUGCUCUCCCCGCUUUCUCCGCCCUUCUCUUAUCCCUGAAACCUACUCCUUUCAUCUCGUCGAACGUCUCUCCCUUUUCAACUGGAUUAUCCCUUGAAAUAUAACGAAUUCGUCUAAGAGGACACGACUGGCUGUCUAACGAGUCAAGAUCAGAUAUUCUUCAUGUUUUCGUGCCUUAGAAAUUAUACGGUUUUGUGAAGAAGAAGAGGAAGAAGAAGAAGAAAAAACGGGUGUAAUUAAAUAAGAGGGGUAAAAAAAGCAGAAAUAUAUUAAGGAACUCUCACUUUUAUUUGAGAUUGCAGAUGUUCAAUGAUCAGGAUUGAUCGGUGAAAAUACGAAUACCAUCGAGAAUUCUCUUUGGAAAGUUACACGUUCCGUUAGAGCAAUAUGCUCGCGCGGAGAAGCGUUCACGAGGUGUUUCCGGGUGUCGAAGACACAUUCAUCCGGAGGCCGGAUUUCCGUGGUCGAAGUUCGCGACAACAGAUACUUUAGCCCGAACUUGAGUGCCUUCAUACUUCGUAUACUUAGCGAUAAGAUCGUGUCGAGGCUCCCUCGGGGCUCGUCAGUGGCCGACACCGUCGCGAAAAUGCUCGAAUAUUUUCAUGGAAAAUUUCUUUCUUUCACCUGUUCGUCAACGCGUUGAUUGCCAUAAUCAAAGUACCAUUUCAUUUUCCAAUUUAAGCUUUCUACUUGUAAUCUUAGAUAAUAUUGCUUAGAAUUUUCUUUUCUCUUUCAAUUAUUUACAGAUAGUCCCUAUGGCAUUCAAUGUGUUUUGCAGGAACCUUUUUUUAUUUCGAUAGCAUUUUCUGUCGCGCCGUUUGAUGCAGAGUACUUAAUCGUCUCGGGAAAUGGCCUCGAUCGUGCCUUAUCGAUGCGUAACAGUGCUUUAUAUACCGUAACGACAAUACAAAACGUAGUUCUUCUAAGCCGUAGUAUCUUCGAGCCAGGAACAAGCGUUUGCGACUUAACAGUGGUUGUUCAAACCGAUCAGGUGCGAGGAUUUCGUUUCCAUUGAACGAACCCUUUGUCGCCGUCUUUCGUGUACUUAUCGACUCGUCGUACGCGUUUUAACACGUUGAUCGCGGGCUUAAUUAAAUUAUAUUUAAUAUAAAUUUUCACCGUUUCCAAGGUACUUAUCAAAUUGGGUGGUAGUUUCCCUUAUUACACCCAGAAUAGUUACUUAUUAUAAUUUUAAAAACUCAUUAACCCCGCAGCCGGUCAACGUGUUAACAGAAUAACGAUACGAAUACAAUCGAACAGCGAAUUGCAAUCUAACGCAAAGAUUUCGCGUCGUUUCUAACUUCGAUUUUUUCUCUUGAUCGAUCAGGCAUUGAAAUUCAACUUAUAAUUCUUUGUGAAAUAUAGCGCAUCAGAGUGAUGAAAGGAACAAGAGAUGGUAGUUUAUAAAGAUUUCGAAAGCGUUACUUAAAAAACUAAGGCUGCGGCCAAAGUAACUUAAAGGCAAAAAGAUGUUAACACCGCGAACGAGCGAUCGCUUGGUUCGAAACAUUUAGUGUGACUUAACGAAAAAAAAACAAAAAAAAAAAGUACGAGAAAAACCAGCAGCGUGUUUCGUUGAUUCUCUUUUAUGUUUCUUUUUUCUUUCAUUUUUCUUUCCUUUCAUAUAUCGAGAGCGUGUCAAGUUGUAAUUACCACAGCGAUACUACUAGACAGUAUGACGACAAAGAGGAAGUAUUAAUAAUUUUCCGUUUUAUUUUUCUUUUCUUUUAUUCUCUAUCUCUCUUGUUGCAAGACAGACGGAGCAGACCGUACACUGCUGUCAUAUACAUGAAAUAAAUGGAAACAUAGUGGAAAAAAAACACACGCACAACGAGUAGAGCAAACGUGCGUGAGAAAGCCCAAAAAACGAA